This is a messenger RNA of Vespula pensylvanica (western yellowjacket), 4402 nucleotides long. RefSeq names its product rho GTPase-activating protein 26 (gene Graf). Gene Ontology annotation, cellular component: cytoplasm. The record is from RefSeq and is a predicted model, not a curated record. The transcript is spliced from 20 exons. Gene Ontology annotation, molecular function: GTPase activator activity; protein binding. Bases 403 to 2856 code for a protein of 817 amino acids. Lineage: Eukaryota; Metazoa; Arthropoda; Insecta; Hymenoptera; Vespidae. Gene Ontology annotation, biological process: signal transduction.
AAAGUGACAUAAGACUAAUCCAUGAAUCGUCCAAGAUCGUCGAUUGAUAAUAAUUGUUGGAAAACAUAUCUUUUUGCAUAUGAUUGAAAAUAAGUGAAAUAUUUUAUCUUAAAUCUGUAUCUUUCUUGAUACUUUCAUAAUAUUUAAGAUUAAUAUAUAUGUGUAUUCGUAUAUGUAGGUUGCAUACGCAUACAAACCAACAUACACAUAUAUGUUCUUGCGUUCGCGCAUCCUAUAUAUAAUAAUUGUGUGUGCUGUGUAUGUGUGUGUGUCUGUGUGUACGAACAAUAAUGGAGUUUGCUGAAGUGAAUAGUGUACUGAUUUUCAUUGCAAGCUGAAUUGUCUAUACUGAGGUUCUGUUUUUAUUAAUGACGUUUCAAGUGUAAUACAUAAUUAAGAAUAAUGGGUGUUGGCCUUAAACCAUUAGAGUUUACUGAUUGUUUAACUGAUAGUCCGUAUUUUCGAGAAAAUUUACAUUAUCAUGAACGUGAAUUGGAAAAGACCAGCCAGCAGAUUAAACGUCUCAUCAAGGAGGUCAAAGAUCUACUGUUAGCCGCUAAGAAUUUAUCCCGAGCCCAGCGAGCAUUUUCUAAAACACUGCAAAAUUUUAGUUUCGAAUGUAUUGGAGAAACACAAACUGAAGAUGAAACUCACAUAUCGCAAAGUUUAAAGGAAUUUGGUAAACUGAUAGCAUCAAUAGAGGAUGAAAGGGACCGCAUGCUUGAACGCGCUUAUGAUCAAAUUAUACUUCCUUUGGAAAACUUCAGAAAGGAACAUAUUGGUGGUGUUAAGGACGGGAAGAAAAAGUUUGAAAAACAGACCAUUAAGUUUUGUCAAAGUCAAGAACGUUACCUAAAUUUAUCAACAAAAAAACAAGACAAUGUUCUUCAAGAGGCGGAUGCAACGUUGGAAAUGGCCAAAAGACAUUUUUGCCAAGCUAGUUUAGAGUAUGUGUUCUUGUUGCAAGAGGUUCAAGAACGAAAGAAAUUUGAAUUUGUUGAAACAUUACUAAGUUUUAUGUUUGGUUGGUUAACGUUUUACCAUCAAGGUCACGAAGUAGCAAAGGAUUUUAAACCAUAUAUGACUGAAUUACAGUUAAAAAUACAAAAGACUAGAGAGAAUUUUCUUGCCACCCGGGAUAAAACCGAGUCACUUAUGAAUAAAAUGAAGGAUAUGAAAAAGUCUGCAGUGGAGACAGGAUUGAACAAACUACAUUCUCGUGAAGGAUAUUUAUUUCUAAUGGAAAAAAAAGCAUUUGGUACAACAUGGACAAAACAAUAUUGUACAUAUCAGAAGGAUACAAAGGAAUUUACAAUGAUCCCAUACAAUCAACUUACAGGCAAAUUUAGUAGUAAAGAAACUCUCACACUAGCAUCAUGUAUAAGGCGUAUGUCAGACACAAUUGAAAAGCGCUUUUGUUUCGAUAUCACAGCUAUCGAUAAGCCUAAUGUAACGUAUACAUUUCAAGCAUUAUCCGAAGAAGAUAGAAAAUUAUGGAUGGAUGCAAUGGAUGGGAAAGAACCAAGUUAUCCUUUAGUAGGAACAUCAGUUAAAACAGAAGAAAAUAUUUUGGACGAAACAGGAUUCAUGUUUGUAUCUAAAUGUAUUACGGUCCUGGAAGACAGAGGUUUAGAAGAACAAGGUCUAUAUCGAGUCGUUGGUGUUGCCUCUAAAGUAAACAAACUCUUAGCUAUGGGUCUCGACAGAAGAAAAUUAGAAAAACUUUCUCUAGAAGAUCGUUUUGAAUGGGAAAGUAAAACUAUAACCAGUGCAUUAAAAACGUAUUUACGAACACUUUCCGAACCAUUGAUGACUUUCCGAUACUAUAACAGUUUCAUUUCAGCUGCGAAACACGAAGUGAAAGAAACAAGAAUAAAUGAAAUACAUAGCCUUAUCUAUCGGCUACCAAAGGCAAACUUCAAUAUGCUGACUUUGCUUAUACCUCAUUUACACAGUGUAGCAAAUAAAAGUGAUAAAAAUUUAAUGACGGUUGGUAAUCUAGCUGUCUGCUUUGGUCCAACAUUAUUGAGGCCAGAGGAAGAAACAGUGGCCUCUAUAAUGGAUAUUAAAUUUUACAAUAUUGUAGUAGAGAUAUUAAUUGAAAACUGUGAAAUAAUAAUAGCCGGUCCUCCACAAGAUAUUUUACGCACAACACAAAUGAUACAAAGUAUGGUUACAUCUAAAGUAAUGACUGAAGCAGAUGAUGGUCCUACUACUUCUGGAAACGGAACUUCUUUAUUAAGAUAUCCAGUGCAUAGUUCUGUUUCAAUACCACAUACACAUCAUGUUACAAGAUCUUACUAUGAUGGACCCUUAACGAUUACAACUAAAUCACCUUCUAUAGAUGAUAGAAAAAAUGGUGAUUACGAAGAUGUUGAUCCAAGUAGUCAUCGUAUUCCUGCAUUUCUAGAGAGUCGAAGUGGACGAGUUAAAUUAACUAAUUCGAAUCUUAUGUACCAUUCAGCAGAUAAAGUGCUUACUAGUGGUAACACAAGUAGUUCAAGUGAAUCAAUUGCAUCAGAUCCACAUCCAUUUACAACAAAUAUACCAGCCAAACAAAAGCGUGGGACUGCUAUGUCAACACAUUAUCCUGCUAAUUAUCCACGAAGUAAUCCUACAAUAUCUAUUGCUAACACAUCACCAAGUAGUGGUCGUUCGAGUCCUGGCCAAAUGCCUGGAAUCUGGAGAGUACGAACAUUAUAUGCCUGUUUGGCCGAAGGUGAUGGAGAACUAUCAUUUGAACCAAAUCAAAUUAUUACAAACGUUAAAGCUUCCUUAGAGCCUGGAUGGUUAGAAGGCACUUUGAAUGGAAAAACAGGAUUAGUUCCAAAAAAUUAUGUUGAACAGUUACCCUGAAGUUAAAGUAACCAAAGAGUGCCUGUGUCACAUAAAAUCAUAUUUACAUUCCAUAUGCACACAUAUCUUACCGCUGCAUGUAGAUUUAUAUAUAUUAUAGCGGAUAAGAUUCUCAUCCAAACUGCUGAUAUCAUACGUGAAACGCAUAAUCGUGACUAUAUCUUUCUUUGGGUACAACGUACUGUAUAAGGUUUAAUAUAUAAAUCAUAUUCCUUGGUGUGUGUGCAUGUGGUAUGUGAUUCGAUGAGGAGGCGCUGUUUUUGCAAAUGUAGAAAAGAAAAACGAUGAUCAAGGUGUUGCUAAGGGAUUCAAUUACGGAUGGGUAGUAAAUAAGUAAUAGAAAGCGAAAGAUGCAUUGGAAAGUCUAAACGAAAUUGUUAUCCCGAUAUAUCAUUUUAUAAAGGAAGCUAAAUUAAUUAAUUUUAUCACACUAAGCAGAAAGGGACUUCCUUACAGGACAUAGUCAAUUAUACUUAUACAUUUGUAUGUAAACGUACAUUUAUUUAUUAGAAAAACAUUUUUUCUUAAAAAAGUAAUUAUGUUGUAUAUAAAGUUACGUAUAGAAAAUAUAAUGCAUACGAAUCUAUGAUAGAAUUAAUAAUAUAUCUAAUAUAUAUAAGUAAAUUUUUACUGAAGAUAUUGCAUUAAAUACACACACACAAAAUGUCCCAAAAUUGAUAAUUGAUCUUUAAGAGAUUGAAAGAGGGAAAAAAGAGGGAAGGAAGAGGAAGUUUCUAUCAUUUUUUCUCCAAUCAUUAUUCAGCUAGUUACUUAACAAUUAAGUUAACGAAUCCUGUUUACGUUACACUACGGUAUCCGAAUCAUCAUUACCCAUAUCUAUAGGCAUUCACGUAAUUAGAUGUUUGUAUGCCAACUGAAAAUCGCCUAAUAGCUAUAGGUACUGGGGAUGAAGCCCGAAAAAUUCGGGAACAGAGGAAGAUAUACUAGCUCGAGCGGCCAAUGAUAAAUGCCGACGAGGUAUUGGAAAUUCGCAAGAGUGACCGGCAUCUUGAAGGCAACGAUGAAUUCUGUAUUUUGAUUUUAUUUCGUGUAUUUUAUUCAUUCGAUCAAUUUGUUCAAAUAUUGCUUUGCUGCAGCACGCAUGAGAUUGAUCAACUUACUUGUUAAAUAACUCACUAUCAGUGAAAAAUAACCGAGUAGAGAAGUGAUAGAAUUACUGUUAUCCCAAAAUUUUAUUCUGGUUAAUCUUUCGAAGAUUAAUUAUGAAUUUUGAGACACCCUACACGCACGCAAAUGCACGCGUCCAUACACACAUACAUAUUUUUAGAAAUUUCUUGAAAAAAUAGUUUUUUUUCUCACGGUUAUUUGAAUUGCUGUAUUAUAUAAUAUACAACAUAGUAUAUAGCAAUAAUCAUAAUGUGAUAUGAAGUAAACAAAUAUAAGUUAUAACUGUUACUCCAUUAUGCUUUUACGAAUCAUAAUAUUUAACAUCAUGUACAUCAAAUGAAAUAUCAUAAUGUAUUAUCAAUUAGUACUAUAAAUGAUUGUCAAAGAGACAAAAUAUAUAUAAAUAUAAAUAUAAAAA